Molecule: messenger RNA, 555 nt
Organism: Ilex paraguariensis (yerba mate)
Lineage: Eukaryota; Viridiplantae; Streptophyta; Magnoliopsida; Aquifoliales; Aquifoliaceae
Source: the annotation of a GenBank genome assembly
AUGUCAGGCGGAGAGGCGAAGAAACGGAAGAAGGUGGUUAGCGGGGGGAGUUCUGGGAAUGCCAAACUCUUUGUGCAUAAAGAUACUAAGAAGAGGAUGAUAAAUCAAAUUCUUGCCUGUAAUAUACAUUUGAGGGGGCAUACUGCUAAGAUUGGAUACAAUUCGGCCCAACUAUUAUAUGCUAUUGCGGAACGUGAGGUUAUUAUUGAUCUACCCCUUUACAUAUUCAACCAUGUUCGUGAAGCAUCUACUGUUGAGAAUGGUAGGCCAUGUCUUCCAUUUCUAAUAUUAGUUUCCAAGAUUUUGAAGCAUAAUGGGGUUGAAUUUCAGCAGAAUGACAGUUUUAUUUACCCCAUGAAUCCAAUGGGUAUGGAUACACUUAAUAAAAGUGUGGGAGCUAUUCUGGGUGUGAAACGGGGCAAGCAUGUGAAGCAGGCAGCAGCGGUGCCUCAGGUUGUGGGUAGUCAAGCUGGGACUAGCCAAGUUGGUUCUGAUGUUGGCACUAGUAAGGGUCAACAAACACUUCAGCAAAUAGUUGAAAAGUUGGAGGCCUGA